Octopus sinensis (East Asian common octopus) is the source of this 408-nucleotide messenger RNA. RefSeq lists its product as uncharacterized. The transcript has a single exon. The record is from RefSeq and is a predicted model, not a curated record. Bases 1 to 408 code for a protein of 135 amino acids. Lineage: Eukaryota; Metazoa; Mollusca; Cephalopoda; Octopoda; Octopodidae.
AUGGGCUUAAACAAGUUUAAAGCUUCAAAUGGAUGGUUAGAAAAAUUCAAGCAGAGGCAUGAAUUAAAAUUCCGAACAUUGUCAGGCGAAUCCGCAUCUGCUGAUAAUUAUUUGAAUUGUCUAAUUGAUUUUUUAUGUUUUCAAGACGACCAGGAUUUGUUUAUAGAGUCUUUAUCCAAAUUAAAUUUGCGGCAAGUGGUAACAAUAAUCUCAGAUGCCUGGAAUAAUGUAUCUGCGGAUAUUAUUUAUAACUGCUGGCAAAAGGUUUUUCGACAAUCUCCAUCAGACUCGAGUUGCAUAAAUGAAUCAUCUGAAGAAAUAUUUAAUAAUGUUAUUGAUGAAAUAGAAGAUAAUGAUCCAAAUAUCUAUGAGAAUAUAAGCUGCGAACCAUCAAUAUCACAAAUUUAA